Molecule: messenger RNA, 489 nt
Organism: Blastocystis hominis
Lineage: Eukaryota; Bigyra; Opalinata; Blastocystidae
Exons: 4
Coding region: 1-489 (162 amino acids)
Source: RefSeq, a predicted model, not a curated record
AUGAGUACUCGCCGUACAUCCCUUUGGUCCGUAUUGCCUCCUCGAGAUGCUGAAUGUGAUCUAUUUGCUCCUGAGAUUGCUAAGUGGAUGUCUAUUGUUUUGGAGAGGGAUAUAUCCUCUGACUUGCUGACAGAGCUAGAGAAAGGAGAUCUGCUCUGCGAACUAUUCAUAAAGCUUUGCCCGAAUGAACGCUUUGGUAAAUAUCAUCGAAAUGCAAUGAUGGAUAUCUGGAAACGCGAUAAUAUGAAGCUCUUUGCAGAUGCUACCAAUCAUUAUGGCGUUCCCAAGUCCGCCUUGAUGAGCUAUACUUAUUUUGAAUCAAAAAAUGUAACAAUUAUGGAUAUGCAUCUAAGAAAUCAGGAAGCAAUGCUAAUAACUAGUCUUCUAGUGUUUGUAAAAGUAUUAAUUGAAAAGCAGGGCGCUGAAGCGAUACACCUCCCUGAGUCAUUUAUUAAAACAAGUAAUCCUGAUAGGUUUAAUCGAUUGUAG